Aricia agestis (brown argus) is the source of this 525-nucleotide messenger RNA. RefSeq names its product microsomal glutathione S-transferase 1-like. The record is from RefSeq and is a predicted model, not a curated record. Gene Ontology annotation, cellular component: membrane. Bases 50 to 502 code for a protein of 150 amino acids. The transcript has a single exon. Lineage: Eukaryota; Metazoa; Arthropoda; Insecta; Lepidoptera; Lycaenidae.
AGGCCUGCAGUGUGCCGUUACAUAUUAAAUAUUAAAAAAACUCGUAACAAUGAUCGAAAUAACACUACAAAACCCUAUAGUACAGUCCUAUAUUAUACACGUCACGAUAUUGACGGCAAAAUUACUGCUGAUGGCAACACUGACGACUACGAUUCGAAUGACGAAGGGAGUGUUCCAGAACCCCGAAGACGCGAAGCUGUUUAGAGGAGAAGUGAAGUACGACGACACGACGGUGGAGAGAGUUCGCCGAGCGCAUCUGAACGACCUGGAGAAUAUCCCUGCGUUUUGGCUGCUGGGGGCGCUCUACAUCACUACCGGGCCCUGGGACACCUGGGCCAUUCUCCUCUUCCGCAUCUUCACGGUCAGCAGACUCGUCCAUACGUUCGUGUACGCCAUCUGCCCGAUGCCCCAACCCAUCCGCGCGAUCGCGUACGCCAUACCCUUUAUCAUUAUGCUGUAUAUGGCCGUUCAAAUUGCGUUGUUCUACAUCACUGCUAUUUGAAAAGUUGAGAAAAUACUUUUAGU